AUGUGGAUAGAAGUUGGCUCUACAAACAAUGAUCCGUUUGUGAUAGCUCAGUACUACUUAGACUGUGUGAGACAAGUAGGAGGGAUUCCGAAAAUAAUAAGAGCGGAUUGUGGAACAGAAAAUGUUAACGUGCCUGUUUUACAACGAUUUUUUCACAAUCAGGAUCAAAGCUUUUUAUAUGGAAAAUCGUCAUCUAAUCAACGCAUCGAGGCCUGGUGGGGUAUUCUUAAGCGGGGAGGUAUGGCUUGGUGGAUUAAUUUUUUUAAAGAUUUAAGAGACUCCAGGCUUUAUAUAGAAGACAAUGUCAUAGAGGCCGAAUGUCUCAAGUUUUGCUUCAUGCCAGUUAUACGGGAAGAGCUUCACAAGUUUGCCAUCCAGUGGAAUUUGCACAAGAUAAGACCGUCAAGGAAUGCAGAAUCUCCAAGCGGGCGGCCUGAUUUACUUUACCAUGUUCCUGACCUGACUGGUGCAAGAGAUUUAAUGAUGCAAGUUUCACAUGAAGAUGUGGACAUGGCAGAGCAACUCUGUGGCGUCAGAUCUCCAGAACACGGUUGUUCAGAGGAGUUUGUGGAAUUGGCAUCCCUAAUAAUGCAGGAAAGAGGUCAUACAAUGCCUACAUCGCCAGAUAAUGCUUUGGUUCUAUUCUGUUCCUUAAUAGAUGACAUAGCGGAUAUCUAA
Porites evermanni is the source of this 678-nucleotide messenger RNA. The record is from the annotation of a GenBank genome assembly. NCBI's taxonomy places the organism in Eukaryota, Metazoa, Cnidaria, Anthozoa, Scleractinia, Poritidae.